AUGACGUGUGGCACUACUCUCCCCGCUUCAAGGCAUCUCCUUGCUUUUCCCAAAAGAGAUAAGGAUGGUGGCGGCUACUUCUCCUUGUAUCUCGAUCUUGCCCCUGACUCUCUGCCACCAGGAGGGCAAGACUGUUUCGAUGCAGAGAAUAACAGUUGGGUCUUUGAAGAGUUCUUGCCUCUUUCCCAAGUUUGGGGAUACCUGGAUGAUUGCAGACUCACUAUCAUAGUUGAUAUAGACAUAUCACUAGAGAAUCCUGUGAACAUUAUUGAACCAUCUCUGAGAUUUAAUCAAUCUGAUGAUGCAUCCGUCAGCAGUUCUCAGGCGGACCAAGUGUCUCGUCAAGUGGAGCAACAAACUGAGAACCCAUCAAACCAGGAUUCGGAUGUUGCACUUCAGGAAAUUCAACCUGUAAAGGAGACAACGGAUGUCAAUGGGUUUGAGGUUUUGUCUUCUCAGGUAGAAUCUGUGAAGCGUAUAUUUGAAAGAUACCCAGACAUUGCUGUGGAGUUUAACGCAAAGAACCAACAUCUCAGGAACGCAUGUAUGAAUUUCCUGCUCAGCUUAAUCGAGACGUUAUGCCAAUCUCUUGAGAAGCUCUCUAAUGAAGAUCUAGUGGAAGCAGACAUAGCGCUGACAUACUUGAAAGAUGCAGGGUUUAAGGUGGAGUGGCUGGAGAAGAAGCUAGACCAAAUAAAAAACAAAAAGGAGAAAGAGAAGUCUUGUUUGGCUCGGCUCCAAGAGAUGGAUGAAACUCUACUGAAACUGAAGCAAAUGUGUUCAGAGGUGCAGACUCUUGCGGAGGAGGAGAAGGCAGAUUUGUCAGCCAUCAGAACUGCUCUGUCUUUCGAUGCUCUUGUUUGA
Molecule: messenger RNA, 864 nt
Organism: Eruca vesicaria subsp. sativa (arugula)
Lineage: Eukaryota; Viridiplantae; Streptophyta; Magnoliopsida; Brassicales; Brassicaceae
Source: the annotation of a GenBank genome assembly